This is a messenger RNA of Diabrotica balteata, 2230 nucleotides long. NCBI's taxonomy places the organism in Eukaryota, Metazoa, Arthropoda, Insecta, Coleoptera, Chrysomelidae. The record is from the annotation of a GenBank genome assembly.
GAUAGUGCAAGCAGCAAAAGCAAAGCAAUAUAACAAACUGAUGCGAUGGUCUGUUGGGAGGCCGCCGGAAGAAAGUUCAUGUGAAAUGUGAAAACCAGACGUUAAUUUCAAGCCGUACAGUAGUAACGCAUAACAUCUCUUUCCUUGAUUUGAAUCUCUUGUGAAACCCGGCAGAAUUUUAUCUCUCGCGGUUGUAGAAACUAUUGUUUUCGUUUUUUAUUUGUAAAACAUUUUCUAGUAAUCGAUUUAGUUAUGUCAGUGUCGUGUGAAUUCUCUAUAGUAUUUUGUUGGGACAAAUUCUUUACGGUUAGUUUGGCAGAUGUGGAACGUUGAAGAUGCUAGCUGGAUUCUGUUAUUGAUUCGUGAAAAAAGAAGAAAAUGUCGACCAAAAACGACUCAUCUCAACUGAUUGUGCUGAAAGAUGUCAAUGAUUCAAGGAUGGAUCAACCGACGAACAUUACGGAGAAUCUGUUAAUGAUACCGGAGAAGAAGCUGCACCAAUUAAACUCACCAGAAAUACGGUGUUCGCCCUCUCCGUGCGUGUUUGACUUUGAUGGUAAUAUAAUUCGAAGGUGUGGAGAAAAUACUCUGUAUCCCAACCAAUCCCCUUCGAGGACGCCAUCCCCAGCUUCUGACUGUUCCCCGCGGCUGGGUCGAAGAGGCAGCAAUUUUAGGAGAAGCAACAGCCCUUCUAGCCCCAUAUUGGGGUCUAGAAGGGGAUCCACUACAGGUUACGAGCAGUAUCAGAAAAGUUUAUUAGAAGUACCCAUUUGUAUAGAUUACGGAGAUCCGUCCAGCGAUGAUUUGAGUUCCGAAUGGGAUUCUGAUGUACCGGAACCAAAGAGGGACGUGACAACUAAGCCUUCCGGUUGGAGAAAAUUAAGGAACAUCGUUCAAUGGACGCCGUUCUUCCAAACUUACAAAAAGCAACGAUAUCCUUGGGUACAGUUAGCUGGACAUCAAGGAAACUUCAAGGCUGGCCCUGAUCAAGGUACAAUUCUGAAAAAGCUUUGUGCGAAGGAAGAAAAGUGUUUUAAGAUUCUAAUGAAGGAUGUACUACGACCGUAUGUUCCUGAGUAUAAGGGUCUGGUAACCAGUGAUGAUGGAGAAUGUUCCUAUAUUCAAUUACAGGAUCUCUUGGGAGACUUCGUAUCACCAUGUGUGAUGGAUUGCAAGAUCGGAGUAAGAACUUAUCUAGAAGAAGAACUAGCUAAAGCCAAGGAAAAGCCAAAAUUGAGAAAGGAUAUGUACGACAAAAUGUGCCAAAUUGACCAGACCGCGCCAACUGACGAAGAGCAUAAGCUUAAAGGAGUUACAAAACCAAGGUACAUGGUUUGGAGAGAAACAAUUUCCUCGACGGCAACAUUAGGCUUUCGAAUCGAAGGAAUUCGAAGCGCUGACGGUACGUCCACGAAGGACUUUAAGACUACCAAGACCAAAGACCAAGUUAUGGCCGCAUUCGAGAAGUUCACUGACGGAUUUCCACAUGCGAUACCCAAAUAUAUUCAGAGGCUGAAAGCUAUUAAAGCCACUUUGGAGACUUCCCAAUUUUUUAAUUCACAUGAGGUGAUUGGAAGUUCGUUGUUGUUUGUUCAUGAUCGAUUCAACGCCAACGUCUGGCUGAUAGACUUUGCCAAAACCAUAGUCCUUCCAGAAAACGUCAAAAUAACGCACAGCUCGAAGUGGAAAGUAGGCAACCACGAAGACGGUUACUUAAUCGGCGUCAACAACUUGAUUAAGAUAUAUAUGAACAUGCUGGAGCAACAACCGGUAACAGUGAGUCCUCCGUUGGCUCUUCAGGAUCCUCCUGAGGUAGCACAAGAUUCCGUAGAGAAGACUUGACGGAGGAAUUCAACGUUCAAUACAAAAAGUCAAAAUAAUUAUGUGAUGAUACGCUUUUUCGCAGAAUUUUAUGUAAUAAUUCAGGUUUUACAAAUCAGACGAGGCUUAUUAAGAGAAUAUUUUAAAAUUGUAUAGAAUAGUGUACAGGAAUUGUUUGUACAAUUUCUUUUUCAGUUUAUAAAUCCUUAUAGUGAAUGUAUAAGGAAAGUUGUUGAGUUGAGGUGUUGUCUUGUUGUAAAUAUUAGUUUAUUAUUUAUUGUUAAUCUUUAUGGAUACUGUAUAAUAUUGAGACGAGCUAUAUGCACUGAUUUUGCUAUAUUAAAUUCUGUUUAGGACCUAAUGAUAUAUUAUCAUACUUAAAUUUGAAUAAAUUUAUUCUUUAGCUGUC